CAAACUAGUAAACGCUAAUUUUGCUGUCUUUUGACAUUUUAUGGUCACGUGACAGUCCUGUCAGCUGGGCAGGACGUUGCAAAGAUGGUGAUCUUCAGUGUGUAUGUGGUGAACAAGGCUGGGGGUUUAAUCUACCAAUAUGACAAUUAUGUCCCGAGAGCGGAGGCCGAGAAAACUUUUAGCUAUCCUUUAGAUUUAGUGCUGAAGCAUCACGAUGAAAAGGUCAUCGUAUCGUUUGGACAGAGAGACGGAAUCAGAGUGGGCCAUGCAGUGCUGUCCAUCAAUGGAGCCGAUGUGCUUGGCAAGAACACAGCAGAAGGAAAGGACAUCCUUGAAUAUUUAAAGGAUUCCUCAAAUUAUCCAGUGUCUAUUCGCUUUGGACGGGCACGCCUGAGCUCUAAUGAGAAGCUGAUGCUGGCGUCCAUGUUCCACUCGUUGUUUGCUAUAGGUUCACAGCUGUCCCCGGACGUUGGCAGUUCAGGGAUUGAGAUGCUGGAAACGGACGUCUUCAAACUCCACUGCUUCCAGACUCUCACCGGGAUCAAGUUCAUCGUGCUGGCGGACCCUCGACAGUCUGGCAUUGAUGCCCUAUUGAGGAAGAUUUACGAGAACUAUUCAGAUUUUGCCCUCAAGAACCCGUUUUAUUCUCUGGAAAUGCCAAUCAGGUGUGAACUCUUUGACCAGAAUCUGAAAGGUUCACUGGAGAUCGCAGAGAAAGCUGGAAACUUUGGAGCUGGAUCUUGAACCAGUUGAAGGUGGUUUAAGGGGGAAAAGUGGAUUUUCUUUUGUUUCUUUUUCCGCGUUGUUAUCGGACUGGCAUGUAAAUACGUUGUUUUGUAAAUACUUGAAGAUUAAACAUUAUCUGUCAAAGUUC
Cottoperca gobio is the source of this 874-nucleotide messenger RNA. It is a transcript of the gene trappc4, whose product is annotated as trafficking protein particle complex subunit 4. Gene Ontology annotation, cellular component: TRAPP complex. The record is from RefSeq and is a predicted model, not a curated record. The coding region runs from base 85 to 744 and encodes 219 amino acids. The transcript is spliced from 5 exons. Gene Ontology annotation, biological process: endoplasmic reticulum to Golgi vesicle-mediated transport. NCBI's taxonomy places the organism in Eukaryota, Metazoa, Chordata, Actinopteri, Perciformes, Bovichtidae.